AUGUGUGAUUCGGACAAACAACAUCUCUCUUCUGAUCCAAGAAUAAUCUUAAAUGUCGGCGGUAUCAGAUACGAAACAUAUAGAUCAACUCUCCUAGCAUAUCCUCAAACUCUUCUCGGUACAAUGUUUCAACCACGUAAUGACUCCUUACUUCAACCAACCAACAAUAGCCUCCAUAAUCAUAAGAAUGAAUAUUUUUUCGACAGAAAUGGUUAUGCGUUUCGUUAUAUCUUAGAAUUCUAUCGUACUGGUAAAAUCCUUUGGCCAAAAUCCACUAACCCUUUGCGUGCUUCCAUUCCUCAAAAUUCCUUGAAACCUUCCGUUACAUCUUCUAUGACCGUAGAUAAUGACAAGAUUGAUUGCUCGGUUCAUCAGUAUACCAUUCCAACCGCUACUGAUACUUUGGCAAAAAUAAUGCCUGUAUCGUUACACGAACUUCAACGCGAACUCGAAUUCUUUCAAAUUCCUUCUUCUCUUUCUCUUUCCUCUCCAGCUUCACAAUCUUCAAUUUCAUAUAACAUAGCUGCUCAAAUUCUUGAUGAUUUCAUUUAUAUUUUAGAAUCUUUAAUUUGUGAAUCAAUUGAAUCAUUUUCUCAAAAAAUUACUAUCAAAUUUUAUGAGGAUUUUCGACCUGUUGAAGUUUUUAUGGCUAGAUAUCGAAGAGAUGAUGCUUUAAAAGGAUUUGAAGGUUGUGGAUGGGAAAUUUUGGAUUUAUUUGAACAAAAAAUAUCUAAAAGAUUGAAAAUUAUGUUUCCAGGAUUAAUUACUUAUGUUGGUUAUGUUAAUUCUAAUGGUAGUGUUAGUAGUGGUUAUGGUAAUAAUCUAAGUUUUACUUUAGGAAAUACUUUUCCACAAAAUUUUAAUGGGAAAAAAGAUGUUAAAGCUAAGGUCUAUAGAUUAUGCUCAUUUUUUGAUCCAAGAGAAGUAUUGGCUAAUACCUUGAGUUUUGAAGAUAUUUCUAUCUCUGGAAUUAAUAAUAAUUCUGGUGGUGAAAAAAUAAUUAAAAAUUGUGGUAUCUCGAUUGGAAUGUCUGUAGAUUUCCAAAUUAUUGGUGCCUUGGUUGUCAGACUGUUGUGUAGCGUUGAAGACGGAAACGGUGCAUAUUUGGCCUUUAAAGUUUACCAUGAGUAG
Molecule: messenger RNA, 1131 nt
Organism: Cetraspora pellucida
Lineage: Eukaryota; Fungi; Glomeromycota; Glomeromycetes; Diversisporales; Gigasporaceae
Source: the annotation of a GenBank genome assembly